This is a messenger RNA of Hypomesus transpacificus, 2129 nucleotides long. RefSeq names its product tumor necrosis factor receptor superfamily, member 1a (gene tnfrsf1a). The transcript has 9 exons. Bases 209 to 1294 code for a protein of 361 amino acids. The record is from RefSeq and is a predicted model, not a curated record. Lineage: Eukaryota; Metazoa; Chordata; Actinopteri; Osmeriformes; Osmeridae. Gene Ontology annotation, biological process: signal transduction; inflammatory response. Gene Ontology annotation, molecular function: tumor necrosis factor receptor activity; tumor necrosis factor binding. Gene Ontology annotation, cellular component: mitochondrion; membrane raft; signaling receptor complex.
GAGCAAUAGCCUGUGUAUGAUGCAUCACGAGCCUAGUUUCCCGUUUGAGUCCGCCUACCCCACUCUCUUUAAGGAACUGAAUGCUUCGCGUCUUGAAAGAAAUGAACAGAUCUAAAUGAACAUAUAUUGUAAUUUUAGAGACUUGACCGGAACUAAUUUCUUUGCAAGUAGUUAAGUUAUGGCGUUACCCUGAGAACAACCUUACAGUAUGGAAGCUGCAGUCUUGAGAGGCAAAUGCAAGAAAAAGCUACCGGUCUACAUUCUGCUUUUGCUGUGCGUGCUGGCCCCCGCCUUGUCUGCACCAGCAACGUCCAACCUGGAUGAAUGCCUGAUUGGGGAAUAUAUCAGCGAAGAUGGAGUCUGCUGUGGAAAAUGCCAUCCAGGGUUCAGAUUGGUGAAGGACUGUCCUGAGAGGGACAAGACGACCUCAUGCAAGCAGUGUAGAAAUGGUACCUUCAUGGACAAGAGCAAUACUGCUCGCAACUGCAUACGCUGCAGAGACUGCAGAGCUUCAAAUUUUGAGGAAGAGGCGUCACCAUGCAGUAUAUACAAGAACAGGGAGUGUCGCUGUGUCAACGGUUACUACAGAAACCACAUCGACUCCCUGACACACGAAUGCCUGGAGUGUAAGAACUGUAGGUCCCCCAGGUGUCAAUUCCUUUGUGGCCCAGAUUCUCCUCCCGAAGAACUGGAAACCCUAAAACCUCCGGAGAAUGUUGAUGUUGUGCUGCCCGUAGUGGUUGCGUGCUUCGUCGCCCUGCUUGGGGUCAUAAGUCUCGUAACCUACCUAGCAACCAAAAAGAGUGUGAAAAGGAAAAUUAGAUUAAGGAUCGAUGGUUCCGCCUCUUUCUCAGAGCCUACAUCUCAGGAAUCUCAGAAAUCCACAAAAAAAUUGAUCACCGACUCUGAAUGUCCAGAGAAGCAGAACCUGGCUGUACCAACCCAGUGUGAGUCAGACCUACCUGACUGUGUUCCCAAGGAGAUCAAGAUUCAGAAGGUGAUCUACUCAGUGCUGGACCUGGUGUCUGUGCGACAUGUGAAACAGCUGGUGCGAUCUCUGGGUGUGAGCGAGAGGGACAUCGAGAGGGCCGAGGUGGAUUACCGCUCGGUCCAGGAGGCCAACUACCAGAUGUUAAAGCUGUGGGCCGAGGGCGGGGCCAGGGGCGGGGCCAGGGGAGGGGCGGGGCCAGGGGUUCUGCCACGCGCUUUACUGCAGGACCUGCUGGAAAAUCUGAGGGGGAUGGACCUGGGCGGGGUGGCUGAGGAGCUGGAGGAAAAGUUCAGGGUUCAGUAGACACACACAAACAUUCACACACACACACACAUUCACACGCACGCUCACACACACACACAAGCAUACAUGUACAUACUACUGUGCACAGAAACACACAUAUACACACACACUAACAUGGUGCUCGAACUGGGAACGUAAAUCAAACCCUUUCACCCUUCACCUUAAUACAGAUGUGGGAUGUGAAGUGCUUCUGUAGUUGUAGUAAUAUUCAGUUGCACUCAGUUAAUUCAGAGAAAGGUUUUUAUGAGAGCGUUAUUGAUGAGGGGCUUCGGAUUAAGCUAGAGGAUGCGUAUCAUGAUGUCAUAAUGUCUAUGCCAAAACGUUCUAACAUCUGUAUUGUCAUUGCUUUACCCUUUGUCUUACCCAUUGAACCAAGUUCCAGUAAUGUUUUGUGGUUAGACUUGAUGGAUAGGCUUGUCUUAGCUUCAAUUCUUAAUUGUUUUGUUGGGAUGAGGGCAUUGUGAUGGAAUCUAGGGUGAUUUUCAUCUUGGUGUGUAAUUGUGUCUUGUAAAUCACACUAACACAUACUUGUAAUGCACAUUUUAUGCUACCACAGCUUGCUGUCAAAGUUAUGUUUGUUUAUUUCUGCUCAGUAUCUUAUUCAGCCUUCAUAGGACCAUAUAGUAUCUUGUCAUUUUUAUAUUUUAUUUUAUAUUCUGUUCAGUAGUAUAUAUCCUGCUGUUAGUGCUCUGUGAUUGAUCAAAUUGUUUACACUUAAUCACAUUCCAAUAUCCAUAUGUAGAUAGGUAGGUGGCUCAAAGCUGUCGGCAAUGGUUUUUAUGAAUUAAUUUCCUAUGUGCCAGUGGAUAGGAAUAAACAUCACAACUAUAAAUAA